Eurytemora carolleeae is the source of this 594-nucleotide messenger RNA. RefSeq names its product protein TsetseEP-like. The coding region runs from base 1 to 594 and encodes 197 amino acids. NCBI's taxonomy places the organism in Eukaryota, Metazoa, Arthropoda, Copepoda, Calanoida, Temoridae. The record is from RefSeq and is a predicted model, not a curated record. The transcript has a single exon.
AUGGAACCUGAAAGAUCAAGAAAACCUGUAAUGGAACCUGAAAGAUCAAGAGAACCUUUAAUAGAGCCUGAAAGAUCAAGAGAACCUGUAAUGGAACCUGAAAGAUCAAGAGAACCUGUAAUGGGACCUGAAAGAUCAAGAGAACCUGUAAUGGAACCUGAAAGAUCAAGAGAACCUUUAAUAGAGACUGAAAGAUCAAGAGAGCCUGUUAUCGAACCUGAAAGAUCAAGAGAACCUGUAAUGGAACCUGAAAGAUCAAUAGAACCUGUAAUGGAACCUGAAAGAUUAAGAGAACCUGAAUUGGAAUCCGAAAUAUCAAGAGAACCUGUAAUGGAACCUGAAAGAUUAAGAAAACCUGUAAUGGAACCUGAAAGAUUAAGAGAACCUGAAUUGGAACCCGAAAUAUCAAGAGAACCUGAAUUGGAGCCUGAAAGAUUAAGAAAACCUGUAAUGGAACCUGAAAGAUUAAGGAAACCUGUAAUGGAACCCAAAAGAUUAAGAGAACCUGUAAUGGAGCCUGAACACGAAAGAUCGAGAGAACCUGCCAUGGAGCCUAAAAAAUGUCUCUACAUGAGAACCUGUAAUGGAACCUGA